AUGCACACGAGACACCUCCUCCGCCUGACUGCGCCGCGAGCCUGUCCAACUACUCCUAGCCCCUCCUCCCUCAACAAACUCCCCGGCCGACCUGUCAGCACGCCACUCCUACCAGUCUCACUUUCAGCCGCCGUGGCGCCCUUCUCGACGUCGCAGAACCGCAAGCUUAGGAAUCAGAUAUACACCUCCGUCCGUAAGCCUGAUGAUUUCUACACAUAUCAGCAGAUCUCGUCGUCGUCCAGAACGCCUCUCCUAACGCUGUGGACUACAUCUUGGUGCUCAACCUGUCGCGUCGUUGCUCCCCUUCUGCAAUCGCUUGUAGAGUCCGGUGUUGGCGAGGCUGAGGGCGGCGUCGCCUUUUGUACUGUCGAGUACGACUCGCCCGACAUUAUGAGCGCGGGCUUCGGCAUGACCUACAUGAUCACGUCCGUGCCGACGCUCCUCAGCUUUGAUGCUCAAGAGGCGCAGGUGCAGACCAAGGUCCAAGACGCCAGAAAGAUGGCCGACCGCCAAUUUCUCGAGGACUGGAUUCGAAACGAGGCCCGUCGACACGGCGGACGCGGUGGCGGAAGUGGAGGCAGUGGGCCAGAUGGCAAGGGCCCCUUUGGAGGUCUAUUUGGCAACUGGAAAUGA
Messenger RNA from Verticillium nonalfalfae, 633 nucleotides. RefSeq lists its product as uncharacterized. The record is from RefSeq and is a predicted model, not a curated record. The coding region runs from base 1 to 633 and encodes 210 amino acids. NCBI's taxonomy places the organism in Eukaryota, Fungi, Ascomycota, Sordariomycetes, Glomerellales, Plectosphaerellaceae. The transcript has 2 exons.